AAUCCAAAGAUGCAAUUUAUAGCAACCAAAAUCCCCCCUUCUCAAAGAUUCAAAUUCAACCAUUAAAACUCCCAAAUCAACUACUAUACAUAAAUGGAAAAUUGAUACUUUCUAAGUGGUAUAUACAAAGGUCGGGUCCAGCACCAGUACCUAAAAAUGUAAAAUCUCUCCAAAUGUGGCAAAGGGAAAUCAUGCGAGGCACUCCAAAUAGAAUUACAGAGCGCCAUGCAAGAACUUGUCGUUUCCAGUCUCUAAAAAACGCCUUUCCUUUUUCAGUUUUUUUUUUUUUUUAAAUCUUCUCUUUUCACUAAAAUUAGCAUUCCUUUUUUUCUUUUUAAUGAUCAAAAGCAAAAUUUAAACUCAAGGCGAAUAGUUGUUGGUCUUUCUUCUUUUGUCUCUCAAACAUUGAAUUGAAUUUUUUUGCCUCUUGUUUUCUGUUUUUUUCUAGAAGAAACAGAGAAGAGAAAAAAAAAAUGGGUAGGGGGAAAAUAGAGAUAAAGAGAAUAGAGAAUGCUAAUAGCAGGCAAGUUACAUUCUCCAAGAGGCGUGCCGGGUUGCUUAAGAAGGCUAAGGAACUGGCUAUUCUAUGUGAUGCUGAGGUUGCUGUCAUCAUUUUCUCCAAUACUGGCAAGCUAUUUGAGUUUUCCAGUUCUGGCAUGAAGAAAACAUUUUCUAGAUACAACAAGUGUUUGCAAGGUUCUAUCGAGAUGGCUCUAGUCGAACAUAAAGCGGAGAAACAAGUCUGUAAGGAGGCGGAUAAUCUGAAGGAUGAAGUUGCAAAGCUGCAAAUGAAACAGUUACAGCUGCUGGGUAAGAACUUGACCAGCGUGAGCUUGAAAGAGCUUGAGGUCCUGGAGCAGCAGCUAAGUGAAGGGUUGUCAUCUGUGAAGGAGAAGAAGGAACAAUUGCUCAUGGAACAACUAGAGCGAUCGAGAUUACAGGAGCAGCGGGUGAUGCUUGAGAAUGAAACUUUACGCAGGCAGGUUGAGGAGCUAAGAGGUUUCUUUCCAUCAACUGAUCACCUGGUCCGAUCCUAUCUUGAGUACUAUCCUGUUGAAAGGAAGAAUUCUCUGAUGAGCCAUAACAUUCGCGGUCCAGAUGUGACCUGUGCUUGCAACCUUGAAAAGGGAGAUUCAGACACGACCUUGUAUUUGGGGUAUGUAUUUCUUACGUUUGGGAACACUUGGGAAACAAUAAGAACUGAGUUAUACUAUUAUCAAAGUAUUGCCCUUAUCAUACUAUUUUAGUCAAAUCUUUUACUGUAUUGUUUAGUCCCAUACAAUGUCUCUCUUUGAUAUCAGGUUGCCUAGUGAUCAUCCCAAGAUAAAGAAACCUGAAAGCCAUUCCAAUGACUCAGAGAGCCAAUAGGGGCCAAGAUGAUUCUUUCCUUAAUACUGUUCCCUUUGCCUCUCUAUUGGGGAUGACAAAACCAUGAUAUGGAUAUGCUACAAGUGACUCUAGUUUGGUAGUUUUUUAAAGAACCAUUUGUCCAAAUUACAGAAGUAAACACAGUGAAGUUAUAGAUGUUUCUUUUCAGGUAAUGGAUACACUUUAGGUGAAAGAGCGAGGAUAUUCGCAAAUAGGCUUUCCUUUUUGUAUCUAAAUGGUCCUAGUUUUGCUUUCCAUUGCAAUUUCCCAUUACCAACAUGAAUUAGUGAGGUUGCAGUUCAGUGUUUCAUUUGGUGACUCAGAAAAUUUUGUUCUAUUUCCGGACUUUAGCAAGAAAAACUGUUCUAUUUCCAUUAAUAAUUUUGAAGAUACAAUAUAUAAAAAAAAUGUCACACAAAUCUGUAUGUGCAUAUUUUUUCUUCUAUUUACAUUAGAAACUGGGGAUUUGAUGUUAUUGCUUGCGUUGCCGAACACCGUUAAGCAGUUCAUUUCUGGCUGCCAAUACACUCGAAAACAGGGCAUCCACUUGCUUUUCUAAAGCAUCCAUCUCCUUCUCGAAAACACCUAACUUUCCACCGAAAUCCAUGGCUGCAACACUGGUUUUCCCAGAAAGGAUUGCUGAUACUAGGGAAUUUGCUGCACUGUUCAGCUCCUUAACCUCUUUUAAUGUCUCACCUUU
Gossypium arboreum is the source of this 2068-nucleotide messenger RNA. RefSeq names its product agamous-like MADS-box protein AGL15. The transcript has 7 exons. Lineage: Eukaryota; Viridiplantae; Streptophyta; Magnoliopsida; Malvales; Malvaceae. The record is from RefSeq and is a predicted model, not a curated record. Gene Ontology annotation, molecular function: RNA polymerase II cis-regulatory region sequence-specific DNA binding; protein dimerization activity; DNA-binding transcription factor activity, RNA polymerase II-specific. Bases 474 to 1247 code for a protein of 257 amino acids. Gene Ontology annotation, cellular component: nucleus. Gene Ontology annotation, biological process: positive regulation of transcription by RNA polymerase II.